AUGGCUGAAUUAGAACCUCUUCUUAUUGAAUAUGAUGAAAAUAAUUUAAUAUUACAACAAUUAGCCUACUCAGAAAUUCCAAAUAGAUAUGUUACAGAGAUACUUGAAGUUGGUGUAAACUAUGAUGACACAAUUUUUGUAUUUGCAUUUGAUAAUAGUUUGAGUCAUAGUGCUUUUGCAAAAGAUGCAUUAGUAGCAAACAGAAUGAAUAUAAAAUAUGAUAGCAAACAACUAUGA
Messenger RNA from Cetraspora pellucida, 237 nucleotides. NCBI's taxonomy places the organism in Eukaryota, Fungi, Glomeromycota, Glomeromycetes, Diversisporales, Gigasporaceae. The record is from the annotation of a GenBank genome assembly.